Molecule: messenger RNA, 1172 nt
Organism: Manihot esculenta (cassava)
Lineage: Eukaryota; Viridiplantae; Streptophyta; Magnoliopsida; Malpighiales; Euphorbiaceae
Product: glutamic acid-rich protein-like
Exons: 3
Coding region: 434-934 (166 amino acids)
Source: RefSeq, a predicted model, not a curated record
AUUAAUUUUUUUGUGUAGGAUUUUUGAUUCUCAUUUUCGAGAAACAAUACCAAAUAUCAGCGAUCAACAAAUUGAGCAACUGCGAGAGCGAGAACUGGCUAAUUGGUUAAAAGACUAUGUGGGAAGGAACGAAGUUGAUAACUGCAUUUAUCAAAUAGCUCAAGGGCCCAGCCGAAAAGUACAAUCAUAUAAAGGAUAUUUUGUGAAUGGAUUUAAAUUUCAUCGACAUGAUUAUGGCAGAGAGCGAAAAACAUUAAAUAGUGGUGUAUGGGUCAAAGGAAGUUGUUAUAAUGAAUAUGAAAGUGAUUACUAUGGCUUGCUGAAUGAGGUAUUAGAAUUAGAGUACUUUGGAGAGAAAAACAAGAUAAUCCUUUUCAAGUGUGAAUGGUUUGACACUAAUAGAGGGGUAAGGGUCCAUCCUCAACAUGGUCUUAUGGAAAUCAAUGUCAAAUUAAGGCUAGCAUCAUCUGAUCCAUUUAUUUUAGCUCAACAAGCUCAUCAAGUUUGCUAUAUUAAAUAUCCUAAAAUCAAUAAAGUCAGAGUUGACUGGUGUGCGGUUUUCAAAACCAAAGCUAGGAGCACUUACAAUAUUGGACCUUCCAUGGUUAACAACAAUUCAAAUGAGCAAAACUCCAAUGAUGUUGCUUAUCAAGAGGAUGAUGUCUCAAGACCUCAAGAAAUUGUACCAACAACCGAACUUGAUGAUCCCACAAUAUUACUUGAUUCAAGUAGUAUGGUUGAGGUGGAUGUUAAUGAAUUGCAACAAGUGCAACAACCACUUGAAGUGGUGGAAGAUGAAGAUGAGGAUGUAGAGGAAGAGGAAGAGGGAGAGGAUGAAGAAGAGGAAGAAGACACUGAAGAGUCAGAUGACGAUUUAGAAGUUGAUGGUAUUGAUAGUGAUGAUGAUGUCAACUUAGAAGAUGAUUCUGAAUGAUACAUUAUGCCUCGAAGAGCAGUAUCAUCUAGAGGUAGAGGACAUAGCCAGCAGCUCUCUAUGAAUGAAACAAAUAAUCCAACUACAGAUUGUACUUCUCUAUCAGAUGAUUCAACAAAUUAAUAGAUUAGUUUUUAGUUUUAUGAACAUUGUUAAGUAUUAUUCAUUUAUUUUAAAUUUUAUGACGAUUGUUAAGUAUUAUUAUGAACAUUGUUAACUAUUAUGGAUUUAUUUUAUA